AUGUUAGAAAAUAAGAAGAGGAAAUUGCUGCUCGAUCAAUUUUCUUCACAAUACCUCAGGCCGAGCAAGUAUUUGCUAAUGUAUCGUAAUAAUGACCUCGAGGAGGAAUCAGAAGACCAAGCGAAUAAUAAACAUGCCAUUUACGAAAAUAAUGAUGACAAUAAUGGUAGCAAUGAUGAAGCAACAAUUAAAAGAAUGGAAUUGAAUGAUGAAAGAAUGGAUUCCGCAUCAUCAUCUGCAUCAGAAGAAAGAGUAGGAGCAGUAGGAGCAACAACACUGGAAAAUAGAUCCAGCAAUAGAAAAUCAAUUAUGGAAAUUGGAAAUGAUUGUUUCUUUGAAAUUUUAGGCUUUUUGGAAUUAUACGAAUUUCGUUCUUGCAUUUUGGUGAGUAAAACUUGGGCCCGAUUGAUUAUUCCAUUCUUUAUGGAUUUGGCAAUGGAAAUUUAUGAAAAUGAUGAACAUUUAGAUAGUUUGAGAAAGUUUGGACAGGAGAAUGAUGAUUUAAUAUUGAAGGAUGGUUUAUAUACUGAAGGUGCCACUUGGAAACCAUUUACUUGUUAUAAUGAUGAUCAGAUUGGGGAUUUUAGUGUAAGCUAUGGACAUUGUUCAGAUGACGAUGAUGUUAUUGAGCUUGAUGAGUGUGAAUUUCACAGAAAAUUGAUUCCUUUUGGUAGUCCACUUUGUAAAGGAACCGUUAAGGAACAAUUUGAAUUGGUUCAAGACAAAAUAGAUUCAGAAUCUUAUAGAAUUCUUAUUGAGAAACAACUUGGAAUACCAGAAAAGGAACAGGACACUUAUGAAUUUAAUCCUUUUGUAAUAUUUGAUGAAAUAGAGCGUGAAAAGGGUAUGAUCGAGCCAUAUCUUCAUGAAAUUCAAGAAGCAAAAUGUAGAGAUAAUGAUGACGAUAACUUUAAUGUUUUCUCUGAAGAGCAUGUUCCUUACGCAAUCAGAGCUGGAAUAACACGAUGUACAAAACGUGCAGGAAUAUUAUUCCACGAACCGUCUGCUAUUGAGGAUGCUUUUUACCAACUGAAAAGAUUCAUUUAUUUACUGAUUAAGGAUGCCUAUGAAAGUAAAUUCCCAAACAAGACACAAGAUUUGCAAUUUACAGAAACAUAUGAAGACUACUCACUCCACUGUUUCGAAUAUGAAGAUGAUUUUUUAAACAGUGAUCUUAUGGAAGAUAGAGACCUAAAGUUGAACUCACAGGACAUUCUAGAAUCAUUUACAAAACUAACAGGUAAGACAUUCUUUUUUGCAGAUGCCCGAUUGGAAGCUGCUUUAUAUGCAGGAAAUCCUGAAGCAGAACCAAUCGAACAAGGUAGUGAUGAAGAUUUGGAAUAUUUUGGAUAUUCUUUAUACGAAUCUGAUAUGAAUGAGUUUCCAAUUGUUGAUCUGGAUGAUUCUUCCCCCAAUGACGAACAACAGGCCACCGAAGAAGAAUCUCUUCAAUAUCACCUUAGAAGAAUGCUCAGAGAGCAAUCAUACGAAUGUAUUCUAAACUAUUUCGAAUCCACAUCAGACUAA
Molecule: messenger RNA, 1527 nt
Organism: Naegleria gruberi
Lineage: Eukaryota; Heterolobosea; Eutetramitea; Acrasida; Naegleriidae
Exons: 2
Coding region: 1-1527 (508 amino acids)
Source: RefSeq, a predicted model, not a curated record